AGAAGAGGCGGAUGGGAAGAGGUUCAAGUGUGGGUUUUCUCCUUGAACCUGGACUAGUAUGGGUCAAGAGCUGUGUACAAAGAGACUACAGCCAGGAUGCAGUUGCUACCACCGUUCGGAGGGAGGGGAGGCUCACAGCUGUCCGAGAAGCCAGCCUGGAAGCACCGAGCCUGCUGUAUUAGAGCUAACAGACCUAAAAGAAGUAUCAUGUUCCACGUCUUCAUUUCACCCCAGGGGACUCCAGGCUGCCCGUGCCCAGAAGCUGGAGAGUAAAAGGCCACGGAGUAACAGUGAUUCUUUUCAGGAAGAGAAUCUGAGGCAAGGGUUGCCAUGGAAGAAGAGCUUUCCUUUUGGGGCAGCCUCAUCUUACUUGAACUUAGAGAAGCUGGGUGAAGGUUCUUAUGCCACAGUUUACAAGGGCAUCAGCAGGAUAAAUGGACAACUAGUGGCUCUAAAAGUCAUCAGCAUGAACGCAGAGGAGGGAGUCCCUUUCACAGCCAUCCGGGAAGCGUCUCUCCUGAAGGGCUUGAAGCACGCCAAUAUUGUCCUCUUGCAUGACAUUGUUCACACCAAAGAGACUCUGACAUUCGUAUUUGAAUACAUGCAUACUGAUCUGGCCCAGUACAUGUCUCAGCAUCCGGGAGGGCUUCAUCCUCACAAUGUCAGGCUUUUCAUGUUUCAGCUUCUGCGGGGCCUGGCCUACAUCCACCACCAGCGUGUUCUCCACAGGGACCUGAAACCUCAGAACUUGCUCCUCAGUCACCUGGGAGAGCUCAAACUGGCUGAUUUUGGUCUUGCUCGAGCCAAAUCCAUUCCCAGCCAGACAUACUCUUCAGAGGUGGUGACACUCUGGUACCGGCCACCUGACGCUUUGCUGGGAGCCACUGAGUACUCAUCUGAGCUAGACAUAUGGGGAGCAGGCUGCAUCUUUAUUGAAAUGUUCCAGGGUCAACCUCUGUUUCCUGGGGUAUCCAACAUCCUUGAACAGCUGGAGAAGAUCUGGGAGGUACUGGGAGUCCCUACAGAGGAUACCUGGCCUGGAGUCUCCAAGCUGCCUAACUACAAUCCAGAAUGGUUCCCGCCACCUAAGCCUCAAAGCCGGCAGAUUGUCUGGAACAGGCUGGGUGGAGUUCCGGAAGCCGAAGACUUGGCCUCCCAGAUGCUAAAAGGCUUCCCCAGGGACCGUGUCUCAGCCCAAGAAGCCCUCGUUCAUGAUUAUUUCAGUGUCCUGCCAUCCCAGUUGUACCAGCUUCCUGAUGAGGAGUCUCUGUUUGCAGUUUCGGGAGUGAAGCUAAAGCCAGAAAUGUGUGACCUUUCAGCCUCUUACAGGAAGGGACACCGCCUAGCCGGGGUUAACAAAUGUUGGUGAAAAGAAAAGGCCUACAGCCACGCGGUCUCCUUCUUUCAGCUUAUUACGAAGCUUCGUGCCCAAUUUCAUACUGGAUCAGAGAUCUGUGUUCUCUCUCCUGCUGCUUGGAAUAUUUAAAAUAUAAUGUUCAAGGCAAUGAUAUAGGAAAAGGGUGCAAUGGAAGAGCAUUGCUGUUAUUGUUGCAAAGGAAAAGAAAAGAAAAGAAAAGAAAAGAAAAGAAAAGAAAAGACAUAAACUGUGAUGACAUGAAAAGAGCUAGCUCUUCAGAACCGUUUCAAGCAUUUUGAUGAUUCCCUGGGUCCAAAACUCCAUUUCUUUACAGGACAGAUUGGGAGAUGGAUGACUGGAAAGUUCUAGAGGCAGAACUGGUGCUUGCUGAGGCCUGUCAUGCUUGUACUCCCUUACAGUCCCCCCCAACUGGAAGACUUCUGUGGCGUGGAGGGGAUUAGUCUGGCUUAGAGAGGUCUGUAGGGAACGUGGUCUCUUGGAUAAAGUUGUCAACAAAUGGACUUGCUUGGGACUAUUUGUGAUGAUCCCUGGGGUUCGUUCUUCCUCCUUCAGUGUCUAUCAGAGUGCUCACUACUUAAGUACACCCAGAUUUCUGGAGUUCAAUCUGGGCUGCUGGCUAGAGUUGAGUUUCAGUUACCACCUGCUACUGGAUCCUAAUUGUCUUCAGCGAUGGCAAAAGCGACAAGGAACCUAAGCUGCCAUUGAUGGUACAGAUACUAGAGCUCCAGAGACGCAAUUCAAUCUCUGGGGCACCAUCAGGCACAUGUGCACACAGAGGACCCUCAGCAGGAGAUCCGUCGGGCUGACAGACUUUUUACAGAGCCUCCUAAGAGAAGUUUGGGAAACUCAAAUUACUUCAUCAAGGGAUCAUCUCAGGCAAUAGAGUAGCCUAGAAACCAGAGACCACGAUGUAUCCUUUAGGAGGAGGAACCCAUUAACAGAGAAUUUAAAAAUGGUAACUAUCCACCCAGUGUCUGAGAUGAAAGAAGGGGAAAAAAAUACAUGCAGAUAAUCCCCCAGAAAGCUGUCUUUGUGUAUAUGAGCAAGCCACUGGACAAAGCCUGCCCACUGCACCUGCAAGAUGAAACGUGUGGGCUGGAGGGGGCUGACAGGGUGUGUGUGUGUGUGUGUGUGUGUGUGUGUGUGUGUGUGUGUGUGUGUGUGUGUGCAAAGAUCAGAUCGUAUUCAACCUAGAAAAAUGCCAGUGCUGAUAUGGUACGGGGUUCAGACCUGUCCAGGUCAAGGAUUUCCAGUGAUUACUGGCAUACAUCAGAGAAAAUGCAUACCUUGUUCUUACAAGUCACUGAAAUAAGUAGUACUAUGAUUCUUCUACUGUAUAAGCAUGGGCCCUGAGGCUCCAGGAAGUUAAGUAGUUUCUCUAAGGCGCUAUGCCAGGGUUCAAGUGGAAACCUCAAGUCCAGUGUCUGAGAUCUUUCCGGUCAUCAUGUCUCUAUCAGAUUUGUAGACUGUUCUACUGUUGAAGAGGCAGCUGAUGUUUGGCAUUGGGUCAUGAUUCAGGGGACGCAGACCUGCUAAUCAGCAGCAAGUCAAAAUAAUGCUUAUUCCUGUCUUUAUCUGAUUUAAAUUCUUACACGUUGGGUUUUAAAUGCCUACAACUUAAGUAAGUUUGUGACUUAGUGGGAAGUGGUGAAUGAAUUAUGUAAUCUAGCUGCCCCCAACAGAUAAUGCUAAUCCUUCAGGCUGCAGAAAUGAAAGACUAACACUAUGCCCCACAAGAAGAAAAACAGCUUAGCCUCUUCUGAUCCGGGCACAUUUAAAUCAUUAAGCUCAACUUCCACAUAUCACAUGCCACACUUUAAAGGAAGCAUCCUAUGAAAUAGAUGGUUUCUGUGCACCAUUUAGUUUGUAUGAUCUAAUCUUGUGUAAUCUUCUUAACAACACUAAGACAUAGUCAGGUUUACAGAGAACACUCAGGAUCAGAUAGAUGUAAGUCGCUAGGAUUUGGUGCACAAACUCUGUCUCCAAAGUCUGUGCUUCCCCCACCCACCUCCAACUCUGCUGAUUGCUCCAAGGUGGGCUACCAGGAAGAGCAAGGCACGUGAGACAAGCCACAUAGAGGGACAAGCUGCUGUAAGAGAAAACCGGGGAGGCAGAGACCCUCCUUCCAGUGGUAGAGGCUGUCACAGGCAAAGAGGCUGGUAGGCUGAUGCACCUUUGCGGGAUCAGCACAGAUUGCUGCUGCUCUGGGUGGACUAGGAAGCCCCUCUAAACAGACUUGCCUGCCCAGGAGCACAGGGUCUCCACCACAAUGGUGGCUUCCUCUGCCUUCUGGAUAUGGAAAGCAAUAGUCAAAGGUUCUUAGUUGGAAGUGAGGACAUCGAGUCUUGCAGAUUCUCGAACAUGACCUCAGAAUGUCUGGGACAGGCUGACUGCACUGGGCUCUCUACACGAUCCAGUAGCUGCAGAAUAAAGACUUGUUUUAUUUUCUAUGGAAGCACUUUUUUUUUUUUUUUUUUUUUUUUUUUUUUUUUUUUAAA
Arvicanthis niloticus (Nile rat) is the source of this 3876-nucleotide messenger RNA. It is a transcript of the gene Cdk15, whose product is annotated as cyclin dependent kinase 15. Gene Ontology annotation, biological process: protein phosphorylation. NCBI's taxonomy places the organism in Eukaryota, Metazoa, Chordata, Mammalia, Rodentia, Muridae. Gene Ontology annotation, molecular function: cyclin binding; ATP binding; cyclin-dependent protein serine/threonine kinase activity. The record is from RefSeq and is a predicted model, not a curated record. Gene Ontology annotation, cellular component: cytosol; cytoplasm; nucleus.